UUCAUUGAUUCUGUUCCUCUGCUCUUUUUGUGGUUACAUGCAGGCAGGAUUUGCAGUAGUUGUUCUUUUUACAUCAUCUGGAUGGCAGAGGGGUUGGAGAAAAGGGCAUUGCAACAGACAUGUGCUUUAGAGUCUAACUUGAACCCAUUAUUGUAGCAGCACAGUGUCACCUGUCUGGUAGAAAUGGGUAAAGAAUCAUAUGGACUUGCUGAAGAUGCUGAACUUGCUUUGUGGGGUUUUGACGUCUUUUCUAAUGAUGAUGUGAUUUAUGAUUUAAAAGGCCUGAACCAAUAUGGAUGUAAUACCUUGCAACAGAAGUAUAGCACCAACACCUAAUUAGAUCUCACCUGAGCCCAAAGUCUCACUGAACCCAACUCUCCCUUGAUGAUGAACUUUGUUUUUGGAGGUGAGUUAUGAUCAGGGAUUGUACGUAUAGAAUCGUGUCAAAUUUAAUUAGUAGUUUGCUUUUUUCCAGAAUUGAAAUUGAUAAUUUCAGUUUAAAAUGCUUUUGUGUUUGGGCACUAACUGUGCAGAACCAGAUAUCCCAUGAUUUUUUUUAAUGUUAAUUAGCAAAAAAAGUUGAAGUAAAUAGUUAACAAUAUUUUGUACUUUAUAUGCAAAAACAGUGUUUUUAUAUGCUUUAUUUGCAAGAACAGGUAAAACUGCUCAUUUUUUAGAAAUGCAUAUUUUUUCCUGCAUUUAAAUGGUUUGUUAUAAGUAGUUCUAAGAUAACUAGAAACUGGACGUGUUUAACUUUUAGCUGUCUGUCUUGGUAAAUUAACUAACUAUAAAGUUGGUUUUGAAUCUUUGGUGGCUGUGGUGAGGACUCACAAAAGGUAUUGCCUCGUCUCAAUCAGCCGAAUUCAGUGUGAAAAGCUAAAUAAAGAUAAACAGUAAUGUGUAAAAGUUUGGGCACUCUUUACGUGGGCAGUAGGUGUUAGUAUACAAUGGAAUAAAUACCAAGGAUCUCCCUUGUGCAAGUAUUAUUGACACAGAUCAUCAAAAAACUUUAAAUUAAAUACACACACUGGGGCACUGAGAAAUCUGGUAUUAAGAAUUCUUCAAAAUGGGGAAGUCCCUGUUACGUAUGUACUCUAAAAACACUUGCUGCUGAGAUAAAUAGGUGCCUAAUGCUUCUGCACAAUAUUGUACAUAAUUCUGAUUUUCAGUAGAGGAGACUUUAUUCCUGAAAGUUAUUAUACAUAUUAAAGGCCAGCAGUACUGUAUGAUUCAUAUGUAGUAGACCAGUUUGUCGUUAUUUAUCCUUCUGCUCUUGAUUUUAGCUUGAUUGAAAAACUAAAACCAAUUUUACAUGCCUUGUGUACUCAUUAUUGCUUGUUCGUCUCUUGCAAUUUAGAUAAAUGAUAUAACAUUAUACUCAAGGUGGUUGAGUCACAAGCAGUAGGGAGGCGGAAGCAAGCCAAAGGAGCGUCCCUCUCUGUGCAGGAGUGGCGGGUGCUCCAAUCCCCCUCCCCGAGCCCGCAGAGCCUGCAGGAUGCGCACACUGAAGACACCGGGACUGUACUUGCUCUAAUCCGGACAGUAAGAUGAUGCAAAUCAACUUAACGGGCUUUCUUAAUGGAAAGAAUGCUCGCGAGUUCAUGAAGGACCUGUGGCCUCUGCUGCUUAGUGCCCAGGAGAACAUUGCCGGCAUCCCAUCUGCCUUCCUGGAGCAGAAGAAGGAGGAGAUCAAGCAAAGACAGAUUGAACAGGAGAAGCUGGCCUCAUUAAAGAAGAUGGAUGAAGACAGGAGAGAGAAGGAGAGCAAAGAGAGGGCUCAGUCUAGGAGCCCAAAGCGGAGGAAGUCUCGCUCCCCAGCGAAGAGGGAAAGAAAACGCAGUCACUCGCGAUCCCCUCGCCGCAAACCCAGUCCUGCUGCCUCACCACCUUCAAGCCCACCACAUGUCAAAGAUGAACCUCAACCAGAACCUGAUCAGUCUGAGAGCUCCAAAGCAGAACCACUGAUUCAGGAGGCUUCCUCUACCAGUGAUCUUGUAGGGGAAAUGAAACCAGAUUCCGUGUCAGUGAACGUUAAAGACGUGUCUCCAGAAAAACCCACAAAGACAGAGGAAAAGCCUAAAGCACGAGACCGGGAGAAGGAUGGGAGACGUGAUCGGCCACGCCAUCGUUCCCGAUCUCGCUCACCUCGAUCCCGACGACGCCACAGGUCCCGCUCCAGGUCCUACUCCCCUCGACGCAAACCAAGCCCACGGAGGCGCAUGUCUCCAAGACGCAGGAGCCCUCCCAGAAGACCCCCUCCUCCCAGACACAGACGUAGUCGCUCACCUGUUCGCAGGCGUCGCUCUCGAUCCCGGUCUUCUACAGGCAGCUCCUCCUCACGAUCACCUCAUAAGAGACCGGUAAAGCAAAGGUCACUCACACCACCCAGAAAACAGCCGAGACAUGCAGAGCCAUCGUCCAGCCCAUCCAGGAGACGGCGCAGCCCUGCUGGCCCUGACGCCAGCCCCUCAGGUUCGAAGCGGCGAGCUGGUGGACGAAAUGAGUCGCCAUCUCCUGCUCCUAAACCCCGACGAUCAGACAUAUCAGAAUCAGAGGAGGAUAAGGUGGGGAAGGGGGCUGCGGCCGAUUCUGUCCAGCAGCGACGACAGUAUCGCAGGCAGAAUCAGCAGUCGUCUUCAGAAACCGGAUCAUCCUCGUCAUCCUCAGAAGAUGAGGGAGCCAAGAGGCAGGGUAGAGGCCCAGCAGCCAGGAACGGUGAGAUCAGGAGGAGGCGGACUCACUCACCUGCGUCACCUAGGAGGCGGCACAGGGAUCCCUCCCCAAGAAAAAGAAGAUCUCAGUCACCGCGGCGCCAUCGCUCUCCUUCUCCUGCCAGGCGGCGCAGAUCUCCAACUCCUCCACCCAGACGCAGGUCCCCCUCUCCACUUCCACCUCGCCGACGCUCCCAAUCCCAAAGGCGCUACUCGCCUCCAAUUCAGCGACGCUACAGCCCCUCUCCUCUCCCGCCCCAGAAGAGACGGCCCUCCGCUUCGCCCCCUACCAAACGGCGGGUUUCUCGCUCGCCUAAGCGUAUCCGUGGUGGUGGUGGUAGUCCAGUGAAGAGACGCAGCCCGCCGUCCUCUGCCUCCCCUCCUCCUCGCCAUAGGAGGAGCCCUCUGCUGCCCCCUGCAGCUCGGCAGGGAAGAGACUCUCGCUCUUCUCCGCCUCCAGGUCACACAGCUCGGGGUUCAAUGAGCCCACAGGCCAGGUACCCACCCUCUAGCUCUUCACCACCGAGGCGACAGCAGUCUCCCACUCGUAACAGACCCAUCCGCAGGGUGUCCCGCACGCCGGAGCCACGCAAGACACAGAGAACGUCUCAGAGCCCGCGGCCAGUGAGGAGACCUGCAUCUCGCUCACACUCUCCCUCUCCACCACCUUUCCCAGCUGCCUCAGCAGCUGCUUCUGGGGCCCAGAAACGGCCUGCUCCUGCCUCAGCUUCCGCCUCUCCCUCUCCCACACGCUCUGCGAGCGGCUCCCCACCUCCUCCAGCAAAGAAGGCCAGCAGUGCGUCUCCAAGCGCCUCCCCCAACAAGACCUCGGAUGCAGAUGGAGGAAAGAAAAAGAAGAAGAAGAAGGAGAAGAAACACAAGAAAGAGAAAAAACACAAAAAGCACAAGAAGCAUAAGAAGGAGAAGGGUGGAGCAGGGCCAACAGGCGACGUGCAGGAAAAUGCCCACAUUGAGGCCGAUCCUGAAUCUGAUCAGAAAAAGGAAUCAGAGAGUGAAGUAGAGGACAGUCUGGAUGACCUUGAGAAGCACCUGCGAGAGAAAGCCCUGCGCUCCAUGAGGAAAGCCCAGAUGUCCCCCUCCCAGUCCUGAGCCCACUGCCUUCACCCUGAUCCUCAUUUUAAACUGUUGAUGUUGGUUCUGCUUUAGAAUGUACAAAUUGUUCAGAUUUCUCUUAGGAUUGUUUUUCUUGUUUUCAAUUUUUUUUUUUGUUUUUUUCUCAGAUUUGUGUUAAAAUGAGUUUUAACUUUUUUGCCCCUUCCUGCAGCAGCAUGAUCUGUUUUCUUUUCAACCACUGGAGUAAUGACCUGCAUAUACAAACACAUUUAUCAGUGUCCCGCCCGUAAUGUCUCAGAUAUUUUCAGUUGAAUCAGUUUUAAGGGGGAAAUGGUUGCCCGGAUUUUUGAGUUUGGCAGUUGGGUGUCGACCUGUAGAUUUCCUCCUGACUUCACCAUUUGAAGAUGUUGGGUUUUAUAAUAUAUAUUUUUUUCUGGAAUUGGUUGUUUUGGGUGGAGUGGUCAGAUCGCAUGAGCAGCAGCCGACAUCCGUGUGUUUGUCCUCCUGUGUGCAUGAACUGUACAAUAAAACCAACGGGCUGUCACUCCAACACUUACUGUCAGAGAGCUUUGUGCAGCUCUCUGUGUCCGUUCUGGAAAAUGGAGAACGAAUGAAAAUGUUCUGUUGGCAUCCUUUCUUUGUUUUUCUCUAUCCCAAUUUUUUGUAACUAAGUUGUUUCAAGUUGUAUAACCUUAAAGAAAUUUCUGGCUUUGAAAAAGUCGCAUUAAAAGGAAGGAUAUGCUUUCAUAA
Molecule: messenger RNA, 4535 nt
Organism: Astyanax mexicanus (Mexican tetra)
Lineage: Eukaryota; Metazoa; Chordata; Actinopteri; Characiformes; Acestrorhamphidae
Gene: srrm1
Product: serine/arginine repetitive matrix 1
Exons: 15
Coding region: 1548-3821 (757 amino acids)
Biological process (GO): mRNA processing; regulation of mRNA splicing, via spliceosome
Cellular component (GO): spliceosomal complex
Molecular function (GO): RNA binding
Source: RefSeq, a predicted model, not a curated record